ACAAUACUAAAACCCUCCUAUUACCUUCUGCUCUUCAGAGCGAGAGGCGCCGGAUUCCAAUCGCCUUCUCUCUCCGUCAACUCUCUCUCUGUCUCUCUCCGGUAUUGUUGAUAGGUAACUAUGGCGUCUGCGAAAGAUUCAGACCCAAUGCUAGGGUACCUAACCCGAAAAGAAACAGAGGUAAAGCUCCCACGUCCGACUAGGGUUAAGAACAAAACCCCAGCUUCAAUCCAAAUCACCGCUGAACAAAUCCUCCGCGAAGCUCGAGAGCGUCAAGAGGCCGAAAUCAGACCUCCUAAACAGAAAAUCACUGAUUCCACUGAGCUCGCUGAUUACAGGCUUCGCAAGCGCAAAGAAUUCGAAGACCUAAUCCGCCGAAUCCGAUGGAACAAGAGCGUUUGGAUCAAAUACGCCAAGUGGGAAGAGUCCCAAAAAGAUUUCAAUCGAGCCCGAUCUGUUUGGGAACGUGCCCUAGAAGUCGAUUACCGUGACCACACUACGUGGUUGAAGUAUGCAGAUUUUGAGAUGAAGAAUAAAUCCAUUAAUCAUGCAAGAAACGUCUGGGAUCGCGCGGUCACAUUGUUGCCUAGGGUGGAUCAGUUGUGGUAUAAGUACAUUCAUAUGGAGGAGAUGCUGGGGAAUGUCGCUGGUGCGCGACAAAUUUAUGAACGGUGGAUGGGUUGGGUCCCUGAUCAGCAAGGUUGGCUUUCAUACAUAAAAUUUGAGCUUCGUUAUAAUGAAAUUGAAAGGGCCCGAGCGAUAUAUGAAAGAUUUCUGACUGAACACCCGAAAGUGAGUGCUUGGAUUCGGUACGCAAAGUUUGAGGUGAAGAAUGGGGAGAUUGAUAGAGCGAGACAAUGCUAUGAGAGGGCAGUGGAUAAGCUUGCGGAUGAUGAUGAGGCGGAGCAGUUGUUUGUGGCAUUUGCGGAGUUUGAAGAAAGGUGUAAGGAGACCGAGAGAGCGAGAGCAAUAUAUAAGUUUGCACUUGAUCAUAUCCCUAAGGGACGUGCCGAGGAUUUGUAUAGGAAGUUUGUGGCAUUUGAGAAGCAGUAUGGUGAUAAGGAAGGGAUAGAGGAUGCUAUUGUUGGGAAAAGGAGGUUUCAAUAUGAGGAUGAGGUUCGGAAGAACCCACUUAAUUAUGAUGCUUGGUUUGAUUAUAUUAGAUUGGAAGAGAGUGUGGGGAAUAAAGAAAGGACUAGAGAGGUUUACGAGAGAUCCAUUGCCAAUGUACCUCCGGCUGAAGAGAAGCGCUAUUGGCAGCGAUAUAUAUACUUGUGGAUCAAUUAUGCUUUGUACGAAGAACUUGAUGCGCAGGACAUGGAGCGGACUAGAGAUGUGUAUAGGGAAUGUCUCAAGCUGAUUCCCCAUGAGAAAUUUUCUUUUGCAAAAAUUUGGUUGUUGGCUGCCCAGUUCGAGAUAAGGCAAUUAAAUCUCAAGGGUGCACGACUUAUCCUUGGAAAUGCAAUUGGAAAGGCUCCUAAAGAUAAGAUAUUUAAGAAGUACAUAGAAAUAGAGCUGCAACUUGGUAACAUAGACCGUUGCCGAACGCUCUAUGAGAAAUAUUUGCAGUGGUCACCAGAAAACUGCUAUGCAUGGAGCAAGUUUGCUGAGUUGGAAAAAUCUUUGUCUGAAACUGAGCGAGCCAGAGCUAUUUUUGAGCUUGCAAUUGACCAACCUGCAUUGGACAUGCCAGAAUUAUUGUGGAAGGCCUACAUUGACUUUGAGAUAUCAGAGAAUGAAUUUGAAAGAACAAGAACGCUGUAUGAGAGGCUUCUGGACCGGACAAAACAUUUGAAGGUCUGGAUUAGUUAUGCAAAGUUUGAAGCAUCUGCUGUGGAAGAGAAUGGCCAGGGUUCAGACUUGCCAGAAGAUGAUGUUCAAGAAUAUAUUCGCGAACAACAAGAGCAGUGCAUUCAGCGUGCCAGAAGGGUUUUUGAGAGAGCCCUUAACUACUACAGAACAUCUGCACCUGAUCUGAAAGAGGAAAGAGCAAUGCUUUUGGAAGAGUGGUUUAACAUGGAAAACAAUUUUGGUGAUCUUGGUGAUGUGAGUUUGGUCCGUGUUAAGCUUCCCAAGAAACUUAAAAAGAGGCGGCAAAUGGAGGCUGAGGAUGGUCCAAUUGGGUAUGAGGAGUAUAUAGAUUACCUCUUCCCUGAGGAAACCCAGACUACAAAUCUCAAGAUUUUGGAAGCUGCAUACAAGUGGAAGAAGCAGAAGAUUGUUUCUGAUGAGGAUUAGCAGGGUUUGCCCCAUAUGUAUUGUUAGUUAAGUGGUGUGUAGAUACUGCUAGGUGUUAUUGUAUCCCUUUUCAUCAAGGCUGGCUGAAAGGGAGGGACAUGAGAACUCCCUCUGUCACACAUUUUUAGCACUGCUCUUUGCUUGUGUAGUUUUGUUUUUUAUUUUCUAUUUUUUCCCCGUGACUAUAUAUGCAUGCCUUUGAUAAAAAAAAAAUGGCAAAUGGCAAGGCUAUAUUACAUUCAUUCUCUCAAAGUAAUCCUUCAGUAUGUGUUAUCCCCUGUCAAGCACAAGUGUCACUUUAUGUCUGGAGGUAAUAGUGAGAGUCGAAUUCAAAACAUUCAAAUUUAUUAUUCAUUUGGCGCUUUGUCUCAUUGCCGACGGGUGCAUCACAGUCUUUGUUUCUGUGC
Messenger RNA from Ilex paraguariensis (yerba mate), 2645 nucleotides. The record is from the annotation of a GenBank genome assembly. NCBI's taxonomy places the organism in Eukaryota, Viridiplantae, Streptophyta, Magnoliopsida, Aquifoliales, Aquifoliaceae.